This is a messenger RNA of Heterocephalus glaber (naked mole-rat), 1141 nucleotides long. Lineage: Eukaryota; Metazoa; Chordata; Mammalia; Rodentia; Bathyergidae. The record is from RefSeq and is a predicted model, not a curated record.
AGAAAACACUGGUACUCCCGAAGAUUGGGAAAAUGUUUUAAUGGUAAACAACUUCAAUGGUGAUUUUUUUAAUCCGUUGGAAGAUGUGUUGCAGGCUGUGUCUUCCGCCGCAAUUGCUGAGGUUGCCCGUGGCAAUAGGGAAGUGCAGGACGCUAUUGCGCAGGAAGGAGCGAUUCCCCACCUGGUGGCUCUGUUCAAAGGAAAACAUCUUAGUGUCCAAAUGAAAGGUGCAGUGGCUGUGGAAUCACUGGCAAGUUACAACCCUCCAAUACAGAAGGCGUUUCUGGAAAAUACAUUAACUAAAUAUCUUUUAAAACUCCUAAAGGCAUUUCAGAUAGAUAUUAAGGAGCAAGGAGCUGCGGCGCUGUGGGCUUUGGCAGGACAAACUCUGAAACAGCAGAAGUACAUGGCGGAGCAGAUCGGAUACAACUUUAUAAUAAACAUGCUUUUGUCACCCUCUGCCAAAAUGCAGUAUGUUGGAGGUGAGGCAGUCAUAGCCCUAAGUAAGGACAGCAGGAUGCAUCAAAAUCAGAUAUGUGAGGGCAAUGGAAUCGCGCCGUUGGUUCGCUUACUGAGAAUUAAUAAGAUCGCGGAAGGCACACUUCUCAGCGUCAUCAGAGCUGUGGGGUCCAUUUGCAUCGGUAUAGCCCACACAAGCAAUCCCAUUAGUCAACAAUUUAUUGUGGAUGAAAAUGCCUUUCCAGUACUUAUCCAGCUACUGAGGGAUCACCCUUCACCUACCAUUAAGGUUGAAGCGGCAUUUUUCUUGGCAUGCAUUGUCCUCGGGAAUGAUGAACUACAGAAAGAAUUACAAGACAAUGAAGGUUUUAAGUAUUCUGACAUCCUCUAUCUUCUUCAUUCAACAGAUAAGGUUUGCACAGCGUGCUCCUGUGCUCUUGGAUACUUAACUUACAAUGCAAAUGGUUUCCUCAUUCUGUUAAAAGAAUGUAGGAAUAAACCUAAUCAGUUCCUUCGUAUAAGAAAUAAUAUCAGCAGAGAUGCAAGUAUUAAUCCAGCAUUUUUAAAGGAAUUUCAAAUGCAACAAAUGAUUGGACUUCCUUCUUUAAGAUGUAGCUGAAUUAUCAGUCUUCUCUGCAAGUAGUGCUAUUCAUAUAAGAAAUAGGACUAUGUAAGAUGUGAG